GAACGAGCGCAGCGCGCGCGAGCCCGGGCGCGGGACGACUCCUCGGGAUCUGGCUGCCGGGCGGGCUCGGAUCUCUUUCUUCCCCUCCCUCUCUCUCUCUGCCCCCUGUGUUUUGCUCUCCAUUUGCAUCUUCGCCAUCUCCGGACCCCAGCCUCUCCCGCACAGCUGCAAGUCCUCCCGUCUCUAAAUGGAAUUAGUGGAGCGCGGAGCCUCUGCUGUAAGGAACAGACAUGAUCCAUGGACGCAGUUUGUUUCCCAUUGUAGCAAGUUUAAUCAUCAUCCAUUUGUCUGGGGCAACCAAGAAAGGAACAGAAAAGCAAACUACUUCAGAAACACAGAAGUCAGUACAGUGUGGAACUUGGACAAAACAUGCAGAGGGAGGUAUCUUUACCUCCCCCAACUAUCCCAGCAAGUAUCCCCCGGACCGAGAGUGCAUCUACAUCAUAGAAGCUGCUCCGAGACAGUGCAUUGAACUUUACUUUGAUGAGAAGUACUCUAUCGAACCAUCUUGGGAGUGCAAAUUUGAUCAUAUUGAAGUUCGAGAUGGACCCUUUGGCUUUUCUCCAAUAAUUGGACGUUUCUGUGGACAACAAAAUCCACCUGUCAUAAAAUCCAGUGGAAGAUUUUUAUGGAUUAAAUUUUUUGCUGAUGGCGAGCUGGAAUCUAUGGGAUUUUCAGCUCGAUACAAUUUCACACCUGAUCCUGACUUUAAGGACCUUGGGGUUUUGAAACCAUUGCCAGCCUGUGAGUUUGAGAUGGGCGGCCCUGAAGGAAUUGUGGAGUCCAUGCAAAUUCUGAAGGAGGGCAAAGCUUCUGCCGGUGAGGCUGUGGACUGCAAGUGGUACAUCCGGGCACCUCCACGAUCCAAGAUUUACUUGCGGUUCUUGGACUACGAGAUGCAGAAUUCUAACGAAUGCAAGAGGAACUUUGUGGCCGUGUACGAUGGGAGCAGUUCUGUGGAGGACCUGAAAGCCAAGUUCUGCAGCACCGUGGCCAACGACGUGAUGCUUCGCACAGGGCUUGGAGUGAUCCGCAUGUGGGCAGAUGAGGGCAGUCGAAACAGCCGAUUCCAGAUGCUCUUCACAUCCUUUCAAGAACCUCCUUGUGAAGGCAAUACGUUCUUCUGCCACAGUAACAUGUGCAUUAACAACACCUUGGUCUGCAAUGGACUCCAGAACUGUGUGUACCCGUGGGAUGAAAAUCACUGUAAAGAGAAGAGGAAAACCAGCCUCCUGGAUCAGCUGACCAACACCAGCGGGACUGUGAUAGGUGUGACUUCCUGCAUUGUGAUCAUCCUCAUCAUCAUCUCGGUGAUUGUACAGAUCAAACAGCCGCGUAAAAAGUAUGUGCAAAGGAAGUCAGACUUCGACCAGACCGUCUUCCAGGAGGUGUUUGAGCCCCCGCAUUAUGAGUUAUGCACUCUGAGAGGGACAGGAGCUACCGCUGACUUUGCUGACGUGGCAGAAGACUUUGAUAACUACCAUAAGCUGCGGAGGUCAUCUUCCAAAUGCAUUCACGACCAUCACUGUGGAUCACAACUGUCCAGCACUAAAGGCAGCCGCAGUAACCUCAGCACAAGAGAUGCUUCCGUCCUGACAGAAAUGCCGCCACAGCCCGUCAAACCCCUCAUCCCCCCCAUGAGCAGAAGAAACAUCCUUGUCAUGAAACACAACUACUCGCAAGAUGCUGCAGAUGCCUGUGACAUCGAUGAGAUCGAGGAGGUGCCCACCACGAGUCAUAGGCUGUCCCGGCACGACAAAGCCGUCCAGCGGUUCUGCCUCAUUGGGUCUCUAAGCAAACAUGAAUCUGAAUACAACACAACUAGGGUCUAAAAAGAAAAUUCAAGAGAAGAACUAUUUAUACAAACAUGGGGACUGUGAAAAGAAAAUUCUAUAGUGAAUUGUGAAAAGUGGACAUAUUUCUAAAUUCAUUCCACUGCCUUUAUCCAAACUUAAGAAUUACAGACAUUUGUUAUUCCUUCGGCAAGACAUCCCCGCUGCACAGUGACAUGUUCAUUUCGUAAUUUGGUUGCUGGCCACCAAGUGCUCCUUAGUUUUUAAAUACAUUUUGAGAUUUACUGGAAACUUGAAGAAGAAAUUAGUUCCUGAUUAAGACUAUCCCAACUUUAUUUUUACUGUCGGUUUCACUUUUGUUUUUAUGUUGUUCCAUGUCUUUGUUAUAUAAUUGUACAUUGUGUGAAAUGUGAAAAAAAAACACAUAACUUUGGAUGAACCUGUGUUGUAUGUACAUUGUUUUCAUUAUAUAGACUGCUUGAGAAUAGUGCGUUCCUGAGUGAUUUUGAACAUACUACAGUGAAAAGUGAAAAUGUGGACCAUGGAAACACCAGCUAGAGGUUUUAUGGACUAUACACAUCUAUUGUUAUAUUAUGAUUAAAUGCAGCAAAAAGUAAUGAGUAAACUUACUAGAUUGCAAUAAGAAAAAAAAUCUCAUUUUUUGGUCUUUCCUAUAUUCUCCAAAUUUCCUUUUUGUUUUCUAUCAAGGAAGAUACCGAAUUUCAGAAGUAGUUUUUGAAAUCAGGUAUUUGCCAUUCAUACCCUACUAUAGAAAUGUUUUUGAUUUUAAGCACUUAGCAAUAUGACUGAAUUGACAGUUUGAGAAAAUACCCUGCAUGUCCGUACUGGAUAUUUGAGUUGGGAAAAUAUCCUUUUUAUUAGACACAUUGUAAAAAGCAUGCAUUCUCAAAUACUGCUGUUACUCUUCUGUUUCUUUGUGUCUUAUGCUUGCUACUUGUAACUUUUUAUAUAAAGAUAUAUAAAAUGUAUAAUAUUUCCUAACUUGAGUUAAGAGAAAUGUUUUCUUCUACUAGAGUGGUACAAAACUGACUUACUCAAGUGCACACUUUCUAUCCAUGAUUUCCACAGUUUAGGGAAUACAGUGUCCUCUAGUAGUGAGGUUUACUUCCCAAAAUACUUGAUUUCUAAAAUUUUAUGGAAUAUUUCCUCCUUUUAGAUUAUUAAAGUCUUUUAUAAAUUCUUUAAAAUAACAAAUCCUUUUAUGGCCUAAAUUAUACCAUUAUGAAUUAUUCUGAUACUCAGACAGACUAUGAUACCUGAAAGCUUAGUGAUGAUGAUGUGUUUCAUACAAAUAUAAUAAAAUCGUAUUACAGUAAACUGCUGUUGAAUUGUAUACACAUACCCCAUAAAGGUUGAUUUAGUGAGUGGAUAUUUUUUAAAUCAUUUAAUGUGUAUUCUUGCACAUAAAUUUUAGGUGCCAGAACUACUUUAAAUCUGCUUACCAGCAUUGUCAAAAAUAUUGAAUUACAUAGCUUCAAACAGUUCUGUCCUCCAAGUAGCAAAGCAGUAUCUUCUACCACGAUUUGGACCUUGCAACUCAAGCCAACUUUGCAAACCAAAUUACUGUCAUAUAUUUCCAUCAGCAAUUCAGUUUCAUAUGUGUUUUAAAAAUGGAAAAUAGAAAGUAUAAUAAUUUUAUAAUAGAUAAGUCAAAGAGUUAUCAUAGCACUUCUGAAUACUGUAUACUUUAAAAUUUCACCUAUAAAAAUCAUUUCCAUGAAUUUGAUUAAUUGGUGAAUAGAAAAAAAUGUAUGAAUGAUGACAAAUAAAGAUUAUUUUUCAUUAUUAUGCUACUGUACUUGGGAUAAAAUUUAGCCUUUUUAAUUUGGCUUGGCUUAUUUACUUAUUAGUUGCUUACUUUUAUACUAUUUGGCUCGAAAUCCGUACCCUGAAGAUUAUUUUUGGAAGUGAUUAGCCAUAUAACAUGUUGCUUUCUCUCUUUAGAAAUCUUCAUAGGAUCCCUUUCACUUUUAACUAAUAAUCUCAAGCAGUAUGAAAGACACGUGCAACUUUUUAUUUAUCAGAGCCGUUAAGACAGGAAAAUCAGCUAAGCAAUGAUUUAGCAUUCAUGUGUCCUGUAGUGGGCCACAAGACAUCUAUCUUCACCACCUCACUCAGUGAGCUGAUGGCAUCCCUGAUGCCAUUGAUCUGAUGACCCUCUGCUUUACAGAUAUUUGCACCAGAAAUCCACUAAUGCAAACUUUUUUGAGAAACACAAAAUGAAAUUAAGUGUGUGACAAGGAUGGAAAGCCUAUAUAUACAUAUAUAUGUAAUAUAUAUAAUAUAAUAAUUAAAAUGUGGCUCUAAACAAAUUUGGAGAGCAAUGUCUUUGAAAUUUUAAAGGAAAAUAAUCCACAUUAUGGAUGUAUUACUUUUUCUGCUUCACAUUAUUUUUUGCUACAAGAUAUAUAUUACACAACAACUUCAUAGGAAAGCAAAAACCAUUUCACACAAUGAUUUCUGAAACUAUUUAGCAACAUAUUUUCAGUGAUUCACUGGUGAGGAAGAAAAUGAUGAUGGGGAGGCAGCAUCUCAGAAGCCUCCUGUGGUCCAUGGAAGUGACCUCUAGGCACGAGAUUGUGGGCUACUGGACUCCAGCAGAGUUGAGAUAUAUUCUUUGGAGGCCCCUGGAGGUGCCUGUACGAAAGCCAGAAUUGAAAGCUAUCGAGAUAUGAAAACUCUAUUUAGUGUCCAGGUCCAUCAGACCUUGUGCCCUGAAUACCAACAUUUGACCCACAGUCAGAAAGAAAUGACACAUGUAGGUAAAGAAUGAUAUACUGCAAAAUGUUCAAGUUAUUUUUAAAAUUACUUAAUUUUUCAUUAAAGUGAAUUCAAAAUAGUACAAAUACAAGUGCUUUAUUAGUUCAAUAAGAUAUUUAUAAUAGUUUUUUAUCCCACUCAAUUUGAUAGAUAUUUUUUCCAUUUUACUUCUCUAUGUUUGAGUUCACUUUUCAGAAACUUGGUGAUGUAUCUAAGUAUUAACAACUCCUAGAAAACCCUGAACUAAGCUUCAUGCUUCUGCCAGGUCUAUUUACUUUCCUAAUACAGGGUUGGUGUGCUGGUUUGGAAAUAUGGCUUUUUAUAUCUGUUUUCAUACUCACACCAAUCUAUGCAUCACAUUGACAAACAGAUUUAUAUGAUAUAUAUUUUCCAUAAUUAACUUUGAAUUCUUUUGAUAAUUAAAAUGUGGCUCUAGACAAAUGUGGAGAGCAAUGUCUUUGAAAUUUUAAAGGAAAAUAAUCCACAUUAUGGAUGUAUUACUUUUUCUGCUUCACAUUAUUUUUUGUUCCAAAAAACUUUCAGAUAACCUAACUGACUCUUUGGCUGUGAUUAUCAAUCAUUAAUAAAGUUAGGUCUUUGACAUUACCUGGAUACUCACUAGAGCCACCAUAUCAGCUUGUUCUGUUUUUCCUUUAGGAAUUUGUGUUCCUCAAAUUUUAUGGCUUCUAAAAAACCCCAUGAAUAUGUUUGCUUCAACCUCAAAAUACCAUAGUAAAUGGCAAAAUAUGAUCCUGAUUUCUAUUAUCUUUAUUAAAGGCAAACAAUUUAUUGAAGAUUUGGCAGUAAAAGAAAAAAAAUAAUAACUUAUCAUGAAGUUUUCAUGAGUAUUUCAGUUAUAAGAAUGAGUCACGUCAGAUUCCAACUCUAGAGAGAAGCUAAAUCAAUCAAAGAAACUUAACAUUCCCUGAAUCAUGAACAGUUAAAAUUCAAACACUGAGUUUGGGUUUGUCUAACGGCAUGUCCUGAAGUGAGCUGGUUUCUCUGCCGCAUCUGGCAUUCCUAUACUUUGUAGUCUAACACAAAGAACCUGGCCAAGAAGUUGUUAAUUAAGUAAAAGAAAUUUUAAAAACUUAAUUCUAGUUUAUUACAUAUUUAAGUAUUAUGCCCCAUCCAUCUCUUAAGGUUUAAAUAAAGUAGUGAAACAAGACUCUAUUGUAUCAGUAGCUAGAGAUGUACCCCUGUUCAAUAAAUGUGAGGAUAUGUGUGAAUUUAGAAUUACCUCAAUUCAUUUAUUAAUAAAUUUGUUUAAAUUGAACACAAUUUCUUUAUCUAAAUUGUCAUUCAAAUAAAUCAGUUAAUAAAAAUAACUGGUAUAGAUGACAGAUGUCAGACACACCCUAGACCCACCAGUUCCGUAUCUCCUAGUAUAGAAGCCCUUGGAUUCUUCAGAGGAAGGGCAAGCAGACCCAACUUGCUCCAUACUCUGUCAUUUUCUUGGGUUCCUUCCAGAAGGUCCUCGUUUCUGAAGCAGUAAGUUGUUCACAGCUGAUCUGCUCCUUCUUUUCCCUAAUAAUAGUGUGGUGCAUGUGCCCUUUGCACCCGCCUUCCACCGUCUCUCCACAUGUGGAGGCUCCUUAAUGGUGGUUUAUUCUUUGAAAUAUUUUUGUACCCUCUCUUCAUAGUCACAUAUAACUGACACAAUAUUUAACAGUGAACAAAAACAUAAUGUACAAAUUACUUAAAAUAUUUCUUUAUAAAAUUUGUACUCUAUUUUCUCUCCCAUGAGCUAAGCUAGCUCUCAGUAUAGCAGACUUUUCUGAGCCUGUACAAUCUAUGUACUGAACUUCAAGUCUUUUAGGAAUGACAGUAAAGAAGGCAAUCUAGUAGGGAACACAAUCAUUGAGUUUUUUAGGUGUGACUCUUAGUAGAGCUGCAUAAGGAUAGAUAAGUCUGAAAUCAUUUGCCAUGGUGAUCGUCUGGAAAAGCAGUAUAUGCAAUACUGCAUGCCAACUUUAUGAUCUCCCAUGUAAGAUAAAACUUACUAAAUUGUCAAGAAUAUGCAACAUGGAUGGAGUACAUAAUCGAGAAGUUAGAGAUUUAGGGAUAAAUUAUCUGAAGAGGACCAAGAGAAGCAUUGUGAAUAGUUGACCUUCCCUGCAGGGUUUGAAGGAUGGGCAUCAUUGUCAAAUAACAAUUAAUGAAGAAAUGUCCACCUGGAGUAAUUAGAGCAGGUAUAGUCUUCAGAGUUCCUCUGAGUUGGCUGAACCAAGGAAGUAGACAGGAGGAGAAGUGGAACUACAGAAGAGUUGGAGUUUAUAUUAUGAUCACUGAGUGCAUGGAAUGCUAUCCAAAGAGUUUACGUGUUUUCAAAGGUGGAUAUUUUUAUUUUCUUAGCAAAGUGUAGUUUAAAAAGAAUACUUGUAGUAGAAUCCUCUAAUAGAUGUGUGUAUUCUAAAUUGAAUGAUAGUGGAAUGGAGAAAAAUAAAAGUAAUACAAAGACAAGCAUUAGGAAGAAUAACUGGUGGACUGUUAGAUGCCUAGGAAUAUGUCUUGUUUUUUAAUCCAUUUUCUACUAUAGUUUAUUGACUAACAAACAUUGAGCACUACAUUCAAAACUCAUUGUGAGUGUUUUACAUGUAAUCUUUUCCUUGGUCAUCCUAGCUACCUAUGAAUAAUAACAUUUAUUGAUGUUGUUAUUUAUUGUGCAGACGAGGAAACCAGAGAGGACUUUAGUAACUUCUAAAAUCACACAAAAGGGAGCAGUGGGUUGAACUUUGAAACCAAGUUGACUAGCUGCAGAAUCAGCCAGAGGUCUUUACCAAUGUGCAGUAUAACCCCAUCAGUAUUAAACACAAAACAUCUGACUAAAAUAAAUUGAUACCUAGGAACUGUAAUCCCAUAGUUUUGUGUUUCCUCAUCUGUAAAAAUGUGUAUGAUGACACCUCCUCUCCAUCUUUCAGUGUGUGAACACCAAAUGACCAUGCACUGGAAGAUAUUUUUAUAUCAUAUAUUGCAUUAUAUAAAAAUAAACAAUUUACCUUAAAUCAUGUGCAAACUUCACUUGAUAAUUGGCAUGGAGUAAAUGUAUCAUUUGUAAAGAGCAGCAAUGAAGAAUAACUUCCGACUUCUACUGUAUGCAAUGUAUGAUUUUCACAGCUCAAUGAUUCCUUCCUUGCUGGAAUGCCAUCUCCUCCCAUCUCCUGAACUACAGCUCAUCCUCAGUGGACAGCACUGAAUGCCAGGACUGAGAUGUACCCCUUCUAGAAGCUCAAUCAACACAGAAAUGGGAACGCUGGAAAGGAAACCCUUUGAAUCACAGUUGUUUGACAUCAAUUCACAUAAUAGCUUACUCGUAUGUAAGAAAGCAAACAGAUAACCCUGUCAGUAAGAGCUAAUUCACAGCUAUAAGUAUGAGAUAAAAAUGUGGUGUAGUGCAGUGAAAAUAGACUUCCAGUGGGUCCAACUCCCAAAGUUUACUUUCACUUCCUACUUCAUGUGUGCUCCUGAGAAAGUUGUUUGACCCCUCUUUGACCUUCACCUGUAAAAUGGAGAAGGCCACACCUAGUGAAAAAGGUUGCUACAGAAACUGGAGAUGCUGUGCAUAAGCAACCUGCAAGCAGUGACUGCAAUGGGACCGUAGUAUUCACAUUCCAGUGUUACUAAUUUUACUCCAAUGUGUUAAAUAAAAAUGAUUCUUAAUUA
Molecule: messenger RNA, 8237 nt
Organism: Oryctolagus cuniculus (rabbit)
Lineage: Eukaryota; Metazoa; Chordata; Mammalia; Lagomorpha; Leporidae
Gene: NETO1
Product: neuropilin and tolloid like 1
Biological process (GO): positive regulation of excitatory postsynaptic potential
Cellular component (GO): postsynaptic density
Molecular function (GO): ionotropic glutamate receptor binding
Source: RefSeq, a predicted model, not a curated record